Messenger RNA from Daucus carota subsp. sativus, 1220 nucleotides. RefSeq lists its product as uncharacterized. The transcript has 6 exons. Gene Ontology annotation, molecular function: S-adenosylmethionine-dependent methyltransferase activity. NCBI's taxonomy places the organism in Eukaryota, Viridiplantae, Streptophyta, Magnoliopsida, Apiales, Apiaceae. The record is from RefSeq and is a predicted model, not a curated record. The coding region runs from base 66 to 1031 and encodes 321 amino acids.
CUGGCCCUCUUGCCCACACUUCACAACUCAAAUCAUCUUUAACUGUGUAGCUGUGUGCACACACAAUGAUUCUUUACAACCCCAUCAUUGCCCUCAAGCAUAUACUACAUUGUAGAGCUGAAGCCAAGCCUGUGAAACAUGCGAGAGCCUCAUCAAACUCAGAUUCCUCAGACACCACUAAUCUGCAAGACUCGAAGCAAAAGGCAACUGCUGUGGCAUUGUCAAAAGUGGGUCCGGGCUGCAGCAAGUUUUGCUGGUGUGGAAGAAGAGGCUUUGUAGGAGCAGCUUUGUUGCCUAUACUUCUAGACCAGCCUUCAUAUGCAGCUCUGGAUUCUUACACACCUGCUGAUCCCAUGAACAUGCUGAACAGAAUUCACCCUCCAAGACCAGAUUGGUACGAGGAGUUUUAUGCAUCAACUAUGAAUUCGACUAUGAAAUCAUAUGAAGCAGAGAUUGCAGGUUACAAGUCACAGAUUUUCGCUAAAUUGAGAGAAAAUUCUAACAAAAUUUUGGAGCUCGGGAUUGGGACAGGUCCUAAUCUUAAAUACUAUGCUAGUAAUGGUGUCGAUGUAGUUGGAGUUGAUCCGAAUCAAAAGAUGGAGAAGUAUGCAAGGGCGGCAGCAGCGUCCACUGGUCUGCCUUCGGAGAAGUUCAAAUUUAUCCGAGCAUUUACUCAGGUUGGAGAGGCGCUGCCAAUAGAAGAUGCUUCGAUUGAUGCAGUUGUUGGAACCCUUGUGCUAUGUUCAGUAAAAGAUGUCGAUACCACACUGCAAGAGGUAAGAAGGGUUCUCAAACCAGGCGGGCUUUACCUAUUUGUAGAACACGUUGCAGCGAAAGAUGGUACGAUUCUGAAAUUUGUCCAGGGUGUUAUGGAUCCUCUGCAGCAAACAGUUGCUGAUGGCUGUCACCUCAGUAGAAACACAGGGGCAAGUAUAGCUGCAGCAGGAUUCUCGAGUGUCAAUAUGAACAUGGUUUUUCUGCCAGCUCUUUCUCUCAUAGGCCCUCAUGUAUAUGGAACAGCUCGCAAGUAGAACCCUACCUGAUGUAAUUUUUUCUCAUUGAUGUGAAAUGAUAUAGAUUGUAGUAAUGCAGCACUUUCAUGUUGUGUAGUUGUCACUUGUCUGGACUAUAGAGUGUAUUUGGAUUUGUAAGUUGUUUUUUAUCUGUGAAAAUGGUCUGCAGUAUCCUUGAUCAUAAAAUAAAUUUGUGAUUCAGCUUUC